This is a messenger RNA of Staurois parvus, 311 nucleotides long. Lineage: Eukaryota; Metazoa; Chordata; Amphibia; Anura; Ranidae. The record is from the annotation of a GenBank genome assembly.
AUUUCAGUACCACAAGCGGUAUCCCCGAGCUACACUCAGGCUUACCAUGCAGCGUUGCUCAGGGAUUCCCUGCAGCGCUUACCUUGUCCUUCGCUCCCGCGAUGCGUCCCCUGCAGCGUCCCCGGCCAUCUCCUCCGGCCGAUGCCGGCAUCCGGCUUCCGUGUUCUGGUCCCUGCGAGCGUCGGGAUGUACGGGACUUACGGGGGCCGGAACCGGUGGCAAAUUAAAAAAUUUUAGAAACUGUUCUUUUCAUACACUUUGUCCCUAGUGCUUUGUCCUGUGCCCUGCCUGCAUUUUGACUGUUCUUUCUG